AUGGCACCAAUCACGCGGAAUACUUCACUCAAGGCGCUUCAAACGAGGUUGAAGGCUCUAUUGGGAAUGUUCGACGAUAUUUGCCGUUUUGUCGACUCGAUGGAUGAUGACACUCCAGCGACUGCAGCGACAGUUCGUAUAGAGAAAUUGGACGAAUUAUGGGAUCAGAUCAACGACACAACAAUGGAGAUCGAGAUGCACGAAGAUUUCAAUGACGAUGACGAAACCUACUCCAGGAAACGAUCGGAAUUUGGCGAUCGUUAUUACAGGGCGAAAUCUUUGCUACUUGAGAAGGUCAAGGAGCCAGAGAAGAAGUUGAACCUUUCAAUUACCAACCAACAUUCAAUCCAUGAGCACGUUAGACUCCCACAAAUCAAGUUGCAGACCUUCGAUGGCAACAUUGAUGAGUGGUUGAGCUUUAGGGAUCUGUAUUUGUCAUUGAUUCAUUGCAAAACAGACUUACCAGAUGUAGAAAAACUCCACUAUUUAAAGGGGUGCUUAGUAGGAGAAGCUAGGUCUUUGAUAGACUCGCUCGCAAUCACCAAAGCGAAUUACCAGAUAGCGUGGGAUGCGUUAAUGAAACGCUAUAAUGAUAGCAAGAUGCUCAAGCGUAGGCAGGUGCAGGCACUUUUUAAUUUACCAAGCGUUACAAGAGAGUCGGUAGCCGAACUGCAGUCACUUUUAGAAGCUUUUGAGAGUAUCGUUAAAACUUUGGAUCAACUAGUACAACCAGCCGAUUACAAGGAUUUAUUGCUACUGGAUGUGUUGUGUUCGAGAAUGGAUCCAACUACACGCAGAAGCUGGGAGGAGCAUUCUACUCCAAAGGAGCAUAAUACGAUCGAAGAUUUAACGGAAUUCCUACAGAGGAGAAUAAGGGUGCUUAGUUCACUUCCCGAAGAAUCCGUCGAGGCGAAUCAGGAUUAUUCACAACAAUUCAAGGGGAAAAUACCUUUAGCCAAAACUAGCCAUAACGCAUUGAUAUCGUCCAGGGAACAAUGUGUAGUUGGUCACGUAAAUCUCAUUUCAACUCUGCUGUUCACCCAAUCGUACGGCAGCAAUUUAACACCUGCCUGCGUCUCCAAUUAUACCACAACCAGGGACGGAAGCGAAAGUGGUGUGAUGAAAGGUAACCCAGUGAUCAACGGAAAUGCUCGAAGGAAAACUCUGCAGAGCGCAGCUGACGGGAAGGCGCCUCCCCCAACACCCUUCGACCAUGCGACCAUGCGGAACCGCUGCAUGAGCCCCCAGCGAAAGCACGAUUUGCAAUAA
This is a messenger RNA of Toxorhynchites rutilus septentrionalis, 1269 nucleotides long. RefSeq lists its product as uncharacterized. The record is from RefSeq and is a predicted model, not a curated record. Lineage: Eukaryota; Metazoa; Arthropoda; Insecta; Diptera; Culicidae. Bases 1 to 1269 code for a protein of 422 amino acids. The transcript has 2 exons.